UAUCCCCUUCUCUCUCUCCCUCACUCUUUCUCUUUCUCAUUUCCCUCAGCUCCCCCAUAUCCCUGAAGCCCAGCAGGGGUUCUGUGUGUUAGUUUGGAUGAGUUUGCAGUUUGCAGUCAUGAGCAAGGCAGGAAUACACCGUGGCUUCCUGAAGAAAUAUGGUGGCUUCAUGUUCAAGCAAUGGAGGGAGAAGUUCAUGGUGCUGACCCUAGAGGGCAGCCUGUGCGUCUGUCGCGAUGCGGAGACCCCUCCCGACCAGGUGGUGGCGCUUCUGUCCAACUGUGAAUCCAUCGCGGAGGGCCGAGAGAUCCUGGACCUGCCCAGGCUGCCAGCAGGGGGCAGGAGAGACUGCUGCUUCGCCCUCAUACUGCCGCAGAACAAGUAUCUGCUGCUACUGGCCGACAACCCUGAAGACUGCAGUCUGUGGUUGAAGCUGCUGAGGAAAGUGAGAGAGGGCAUGGCUUCACCUUUGACCCUUCAGAGGCAGCGCAGCAUCGCUCCCUGCAUCACCGACAGAGAUCCUCUCCCGGACACGCCCAGAAGCGAACCCGGGUCUCCGCGCACCGGAGAGAUGACCCCCCCACCCUCACGCUUGGCCAAUCGAGGCGGGUCCUUCAGAGACAGGGAUCAGACCACAGGAGCCUCCACGCACCGACGGUCGUUGCGCAGCGUGUCGGCCGCGCCGCCCCACCGCGUGUCUGACUGCCUUCGCCACGGCAACAGCAGCGACGCCCGGGCCGUGCGGGCCGUGUGCCUCCUGAUGGGCGGGGCUGCGGCCUCCUCGGCGCUGGGCUACCUGAACACCUGCACCCCAACCUCGCCCCUGGCCACCCGGGCCCCUGCGAUGGUGCAAGUCUCCGGGGGCUUCGCCGAUCUCCCCGGCGGCGGCAGCCCCUUCCACGGCUGCAGCCAGGACGUGGACUCGCCGCACUUCAACAGCUUCGACUUCGAGGCCGACGCGGAUUUCGACACAUUCGACUGCGGGGGCUUUGCCUUUUGAUCCGGAGGGAAACCUAAAUAACGCACACACACGCGUGCAAAAAAAUACGACGACAGCGAAGAAGAACAGAAAUGUUUGCGCACAAAAGAAAACGCUCGCGUGAUCACAAGCUGUGCACCGUGCACAUGUUCGUUUAACUGAGGUUAAUUAAUUAUGCGUUAUCUCCACUAAUAAUUUAUUCAUUAAUCAGUUGUCGUGCACAGCGACGAGGUCAAUGAUUUAUGAUCUUGGCUGGGUCCGAAUGUUUUUAGUGGGACACGCACUCUCUUUUCUGGAUCACCAGGAGCGGCCACAGAUCAUAAAACCUGGCUGGCUACAUUUGAUGGUCCAUUCAACAGAGAGAGUUUUUGGCAUCGCUGCACAGUGCAAUCUUGCAUACAUGUGAUCAUCGUGCUGGUCUAUGUAGGCUAGAUUGCCUUUGUGCUCAGUGGGAUGAGAUCAGAUAUGGAGUUGGGGUUGGAGAGGGCCCAAGGGGUCAAAGAUCAGUGGGAAAUUACUAUAUAUACCUAUAGAUAUAUAUGGAGUAAACAUUUGAUGUUGUUCAAUAUUCUUUCUGAUGUGCAGAAUCCAGAAAUGAGUACAGCUCUCUCAAGCACAUAUAUCAAUUAUAUUAGUGUAUAUAUCUGAUCUCAUCCCACUGAGCACAAAGGCAAUCUAGCCUACAUAGACCAGCACGAUGAUCACAUGUAUCUUUUGUCUGGUGCACAGUAUGCACUAGUCUGUGAUGUGUCUGUGUGUGCAUGCAUAAUGUGUGUGCAUGUGAGUGCAUUUGCGUGUGUGUAGAUAUUUACCAAGUUUAUAUUAGUGUGGUAUUCAAUACUUUGUCUGGGGUGCAGUGUGCCCUAUACUCUGCAUGUGUGUGCGUGUGAGUGCAUGCGUGCAUAUGUGUGUGGGUGUGUGUAGCUUUUUACCCAGUCACAAUUGGCCCCCAUUGCUUGGCGGUUGACCUGUUUCAUUUAAUGUCGCGCCUCCCCACCUCACAAACCAGGUCUAAGUUCACAUGGUAAAGUCCUAAAACCGGUAGUCACCAUGACUGUGCUGUCUACCUGCUGCAGUGGCACAGUGGGACAGCAUGACAGUAUUACAUGCAGUAGCACACUAAACGCAAUAGUAUAUUCAGGAGUAGAGUUGUGCACAGACUAACAUUAGUAAACAAUGUAAUACCCAGUGGCAAUAGCAACCCUUAUUGUAAGUGGAUUUGGAUAAAAGCGUCUGCUAAAUGUAAAUGUAAACCUAACACAAUAGUUCACUCAGUAGUAUAGUGUGCAGACUAAAAUUAGUAAACCAUGUAAUGCACAGUGGCAAUCGUAAACCUAACACAGUAGUACACUCAGAAGUAGAGUAGUGAGUGGAUUAACAUUAGCACAUAUGUAGGCAGUCACAAUAGUACACUGAACACAGAUUCGUUACCAUGACUGCUCCCUUCCUUCUGCGGUCGCACAGUGGGAUGGUAUACAAGCAGUAGUUCACUAAACGCAGUACACUCAGCCGUAGAGCAUAGUGUACAUACUGACAUUUGGUAACAGAGUAUUACACAGUACUACGUGGACGCUUUGGUACACACUGUCGCAGCAGUACACGUAGUUCAUACAGUAAUUUUAGAAAAAAGUUGUAUUUAUUGCGUGUGUGGGUGCUUGGCUUUGUGUGUUUAUGAGGGAAAAUUAUGAAUGAUGACUUUGGCAUGUGAUGCCCACAAAAAUGCCCCAAAAGAGCCUCAUCUCAUAAUCCACCCAUCCACCUCUAUCCUCCUUCUCUAAAACCUAAAUUAAUCUAAAUUAUGAGUGUGACAAGUGUUCUCAUUUGUUUUCAUAAUUGUAAUGUUAUGCCCUUCAUUUGUUCGUUAUAAUGAAUUUGUUCAUUGAAAUUAUGUUAGAUAAAUAAAGGUAAUUUAAUAAAGGCAAGCUAUUUAUUGUGAAUAAAAGAAGAUUGUUGAUGAAAAAAAG
Messenger RNA from Gadus morhua (Atlantic cod), 2943 nucleotides. RefSeq lists its product as uncharacterized. Gene Ontology annotation, cellular component: membrane. Lineage: Eukaryota; Metazoa; Chordata; Actinopteri; Gadiformes; Gadidae. Gene Ontology annotation, biological process: regulation of cell differentiation. The transcript has 5 exons. The record is from RefSeq and is a predicted model, not a curated record. The coding region runs from base 98 to 1000 and encodes 300 amino acids.